Messenger RNA from Rubroshorea leprosula, 2063 nucleotides. NCBI's taxonomy places the organism in Eukaryota, Viridiplantae, Streptophyta, Magnoliopsida, Malvales, Dipterocarpaceae. The record is from the annotation of a GenBank genome assembly.
AAAAAUAAUUUUCAGGUCUGAAGAGAACCUGCAAGGUCAGAGCUGGAUGUCAAAUUACAUUUUAGAAGUUGAAAUCAGACUUUCAGAUAUUAAGUCACUUCUUUCGCAUGGAUCUUCUAUACUACCAUUUUGGGUGCAUCCAAAAUGGCAGCUGAAACGGAUGGAGGAUGCUAUUAAUGAUAAGAUUUACCAGUUUGCAAAAUCUGUUGCCAUGGAUGAAACUGAUGAAGCACCUAUCUCUUUUGGAGAGAAACUAAAAUCUGAUCAAAGUUUAGGAAGUGAUUCUGAAGCAGAUGGAAAUGGAAGAAAUGCAAAUUCUUCUACUCCUCACAUCUUCCCUGUUUCUACUCAUGCCAGUGCAGUAAGAGCAGUCAAGCUUGACUCAAAUGGUUAAGCUCAACAAAAUGCUGCUUCUAUUUUGUCUCUUGGAUCUCCUGCUGAACAUUUGGAAAGUAGUGCUAGAUUUAGUCAACAGGUUGAUGGAAAUUUUCAUUUAGAUGACACUAACAAGAAUGGAUCAUAUCCUGGAGAGGAUGUUGACAUGGAUGUCGAUAUGGAAGUUGAAGACUUAAUCCCUGCAAGCAAGACAGUGCCUGAAGAUGUUCCAAGUGCCAGAAACCCAGCUUCCCUGAGGGUUUCUCUCGAGCAAUAUCCACCUGCUGAAGACUCAGGGGUUGCGCCACCUCCAGAAGAUUGGAUUCCCCCACCACAACCAGAUAAUGAUCAGGUUCCUCCACCUCCCCCUGAUGAUGAACAGGUUUCUCCUCCACCACCACCACCUGAUGAGCAUCCUGAAUCACAUCCUCCACCUCCAUCUUAUAUGGAGUCUGGACAACCUGUCUCUUGCACAGAACAGUAUAACAUAUCAUAUCCAAAUUCCGCUUAUCAGUAUUAUGGGCAUGGGGUUACUGAAGUCCCAGUUAGUAAUUUGUAUGGACUUGUUGAUGGAAGCCAAGUUGUUGUGCCCCAAGUGUACUAUGAAGCAGUGCCAAAUGGUUAUUCUGAAGUUGUUCUACCGGUCAUGGUUAACCCUGCUGAUCCUGCAAUAUUUUAUGGCCUUCAAGGCCAACAAGUGCCUUCUUUGCUCGCAGAUAGCACUGCAGAAUCUUCUCAUUUACACAGCAAAUCUGAUCCUAUGACCUACAGUACUGUUGCUUCAAAUGAUAGUGGAUCUAUUGUUGCUGCUGCUAAAGGAGUCACUGCAAAGAAAGAUGUUUCCACUGUUGGUGAGAUGACUGAAAUUGUGUCAGUUGGGGUCUCUUCUAGUUCAGCAACUAUUGAAGCUCCUGCAACUAUUUCGGAAAAAGAAAGUGUUUCUGCAGCCACUUGUUUUUCAACAACUUCAAAGUUACAAUCUAAAGCAUUGCGAUCUAAAAAGCGGACGGUUGCUGUUGGAUCCUCCUUGAGGUCUAGUAAGAAGGUCUCUAUUUUGGUGGACAAGUGGAAAGCUGCCAAAGAAGAGCUGAAUGAGGUUGAAGAAGACAAGCCUGCAAAUGCUUAUGAAAUCUUAGAGAUGAAGCGACAACGGGAAAUAGAGGAAUGGCGUGCUCAGCAAAUUGCUAGUGGAGAGGUGAAAGAUAAUGCAAAUUUUCAGCCAUUGGGUGGCGAUUGGCGUGAAAAGGUAAAGCGCAGAAGAGCUGAGAAGGCCAAAGAAUUUGCAGAGACUUCAGCGGAGGUCCUUCCUGAAGGCAACCAGGCUGAUUUGGCUGAACUUUCAAAGAACCUCCCCUCUGGAUGGCAGGCUUAUUGGGAUGAAACUUCAAAGCAGGUCUAUUAUGGAAAUGUCUUGACCUCGGAGACAACCUGGACCAGACCUACAAAAUGAUCGGUUUCCUGCCAUUCUCUUGUUGAGUUCUGUCAUUCUCAACUCCACAAUUUUCCCCAAGUCCGUAGUUAAUUUUUCCAACUCUAUAUUUUGUCAGGAAUGUAUCAGGUGUUAGGAAUUUGCCAAGCCAAAAGAAGAGAAUAGAAAAUCUUUCAGCUGUUGUAGUCAUUUUCAGAUCCUUCACCAUUUGUUAACGGAAGUUAAUUAGAUCCCGGAAUUCCCCAAAAUUCUCUUUUUU